CUGCUCUUGCUAAGCACCACCAGCCAUCCCACAGAAUGACGAGACCUGUGGUGUUGUGUCUGAUUGUCCUGCACCUCACGGCCAGUGUCAGAGGCAUGACUCGUGAGCAUUACAUUGCCAUCAAGGAGAUUGAAUGGAACUACGCCCCAUCCAACAAGAAUGUCAUCACAGGCACAACCGUGGAAGCGGAUCCGCAUGCUUCGAUAUACCUGAAGCGGGGGCCGACUAGGAUAGGAGGCGUGUAUAAGAAGGCAGUGUUUUUGGAGUACACAGAUGGGAGCUACAACAAAUAUGUCCCGAAGGCUAAUUGGCUGGGGUUUCUGGGACCUGUCUUGAAGGCAGAGCAAGGGGACAAAAUGAUCAUCCACCUGAAGAAUUUUGCAUCUAGAUGUUAUUCAAUUCACCCGCAUGGCUUAACCUACCUCAAAGCCAAAGAAGGGGCAUUGUAUCCUGAUAACUCCACCGAUGUGGAGAAGCUGGAUGACUGUGUGCAACCUGGAUCCAACUUCAGCUACAUCUGGUGCCUGACUGAGGACCAUGCACCAACAAUUGCUGAAACGGACUGUGUGACCAGAAUCUAUCACUCCCACACUCAUGCAACCAAGGAUAUUUCAACAGGUCUGAUAGGACCAUUGUUGAUAUGUAAAAAAGGAACUCUCACUGGCAAACUGAAGGCUAGCAAGAAAGAGGUGGACGAGGAGUUUGCAUUAAUGUUUUCGGUGGUGGAUGAGAAUAACAGCUGGUAUCUGGACCAGAAUAUUAAAAAAUUCUGCACCACACCCAGCAAAGUGAACAGAGACGAUGAAGAUUUUCAAGAAAGUAACAAAAUGCACUCCAUUAACGGCUAUGUUUAUGGGAAUCUGCCCGGCCUGUCCAUGUUCAUGGGAGACAAGGUGAUGUGGCACCUGUUUGGGAUGGGCAAUGAGGUGGACAUCCACUCCGCUUAUUUCCACGGAAACAUGCUGAUCGAGAAACAUCACCACGCCGACACGUUCAGCCUGUUCUCCGCCUCCUUCAUCACCGCGGUGAUGGUGCCCACAAAGAAAGGAAAAUGGCUGCUAAGCUGUCAGGUCAACGACCACUUAGAAGCUGGUAUGCAGGCUCUAUUUGAGGUAAAAGACGAUGGCACACAACACAAAAGGCCAACAUUCUCACAGAAGGAGAGGCACUACUACAUCGCUGCAGAGGAGAUCAUCUGGGACUAUGGUCCAACGGGCAGAGACCAGUUCACAGAAAAGCCUUUAGAUUAUAAUGACAGCGAUUCUGCCGUAUAUUUUCAACAAGGAGAAAAGAGGAUCGGAGGGAGGUACAAAAAGGUUGUUUACCAAGAAUACACGGACGAUAUGUUUACACGGCAGAAGGAGAGGAGCCCAGAGCAGCAGCAUCUUGGGCUACUUGGGCCUGUCAUUAAAGCCGAAGUUGGAGAUCGAGUCAAAGUGACAUUUUGGAACAACGCAAGUCACAGCUACAGUAUCCAGGCCCACGGGGUCGCUUACGAGAAAUCUUCUGAGGGAGCAAAAUAUCCCACAGACACGGGUCCUGCGUCUAUGUCGCCUCGCUCCCCCCUAGUCCCGCCCGGUCAAACAUUUGUUUAUGAGUGGAGAAUCCCGGAGGAUUAUGGUCCAAGCAGGAGUGAGGGAGACUGCCUGACCUGGCUGUACUUCUCAGCUGUGGAUCCGGUGAAGGAUACCAACUCCGGCCUGGUCGGGCCACUCCUUAUCUGCAAACCCAACACGCUGGACAAAAAAGGAAAGCAGAAAAACGUGGAUAAGGAGAUGUACAUGUUGGUGACGGUAUUUGAUGAAAACCAGAGCUGGUACCUGGAAGAGAACAUCCAGAUGUUCACAGGCAGGCCCAGGGCAGUGGAUAAAGAGGAUGAAGAUUUCCAAGAGUCCAAUAAAAUGCAUGCGAUAAACGGCUACCUGUUUGGGAACCAACCUGGCCUGAAGAUGUGCAAGGGAGACCUUGUGUCGUGGCACAUGUUUGGCAUUGGCUCGGAGGUCGAUAUCCACGGCAUUUAUUUUAAUGGCAACACUUUCCUCAGCAAGGAGACCCGGAGAGACACCGUCAACAUCUUCCCCCACAUCUCGCUCACUGCGAUAAUGCAGCCGGACAGCACAGGUGUCUUUGAUGUUGCGUGUCAGACGACUGAUCACUUCCAGGGAGGAAUGAAGCAGCACUACACAGUGGACAAAUGCUCGUUUUGGUCCGGCUUUCCGACCUUCACUUGGCACACCAAGACUUAUUACAUUGCAGCUGUGGAAAUCGAAUGGGAUUAUUCACCGUCAAGAACAUGGGAGCUGGAGAUGUACCACAGCAGCGAGGAAAGUCCGGGGACGAUUUAUGUUGUCAGAGGCAAUACCACUAUUGGCUCGAGGUAUAAGAAAGUGGUGUAUCGAGAAUACACAGACCAGACAUUCACCAAACAGAAGAUACGACCUGCAGGAGAAGAACAUCUAGAAAUUCAAGGCCCUCUGCUUCAUGCAAAAGUCUCGGACAGAAUUAAAAUUGUAUUUAAAAACCUGGCCACAAGGCCCUACUCCAUUCAUGCCAAUGGAGUGAAGACAAACAGUCAGGAGGUCAAACCCACUCUGCCAGGCUCGACAGAAACCUACAUUUGGGAGAUUCCUGAACGCUCUGGGCCUAGUCCUGGGGAUUCAUGCUGCAUCUCAUGGGCUUAUUACUCGCAGGUGGAUCAAGUGAAGGAUUUGUUCAGUGGUCUGAUCGGAACUCUGGUCAUCUGUCGGAAGAGCUUCUUGGGUCUGAGUAAAACCCACGACCUGCGGGAGUUUGCUCUCCUCUUCAUGGUUUUCGAUGAGAACGAGUCCUGGUACCUGGAUCACAAUAUCCAGACUUACUGCGGCCAGCCGCGCCUAGUCAACACCGAGGACGAGGAUUUUAUAGAGAGCAACAAAAUGCACGCUAUAAAUGGGAAAUUGUAUGGAAACUUGCAUGGAUUGGAAAUGGUUGAAGGCGAGCGGGCGUUUUGGUAUCUGAUAGGAAUGGGUAACGAAGUGGACAUACAUACUGCCCAUUUCCAUGGGCACAGCUUUGAUUACAAGAUGAAAGAAACCUACCGUGGAGAUGUGUUUGAUCUCUUUCCCGGAACCUUCCAGACCUUGGAAAUGUAUCCGCAACAUAUCGGCACGUGGCUUUUGCACUGUCAUGUCGUAGACCACAUAGAGGGUGGCAUGGAGACAACCUACACUGUCCACAAGAAACCAGAAAAAAAAGGUAUCUUUCAUGGAAUCAAGACUUUAUUCGGAUCUUCUGGUUAACAGCCACCAUUGGCCGCUGAAAACAUUGAGCGACAGCUAGUUACACUUAAAGACAAACAUGUCCUUCAGAUUCGAUCAUUGCAACUGUUUUGCAGAGGCUGUUGGGCAGGUAACACAUGAUAAUGACUCAAUAGAUAAACAAAAAGAAUGAACUCGCUUGUCUACUUGGCAAUAAAUUUAUAAUUGUGAGUCAAGUCUCAGUUCUGUAAAAAAAAUUAAAUAUUUAAUAAGCACA
Messenger RNA from Callorhinchus milii (elephant shark), 3513 nucleotides. It is a transcript of the gene cp, whose product is annotated as ceruloplasmin. Lineage: Eukaryota; Metazoa; Chordata; Chondrichthyes; Chimaeriformes; Callorhinchidae. The record is from RefSeq and is a predicted model, not a curated record. Gene Ontology annotation, biological process: iron ion transport. The transcript is spliced from 19 exons. Gene Ontology annotation, cellular component: plasma membrane. Gene Ontology annotation, molecular function: oxidoreductase activity; copper ion binding. Bases 36 to 3278 code for a protein of 1080 amino acids.